AUGGGCAAAGGUGAUCCUAAAAAGCCAAGAGGUAAAAUGUCCUCAUAUGCCUAUUUUGUGCAAACUUGUCGGGAAGAACACAAGAAGAAACAUCCAGAUGCUUCAGUGAACUUUGCAGAAUUCUCAAAAAAAUGCUCAGAAAGGUGGAAGACCAUGUCUGCUAAGGAGAAAGGAAAGUUUGAAGAUAUGGCACGAGCUGAUAAAGUUCGCUACGAAAGAGAAAUGAAAACUUACAUACCACCUAAAGGAGAAUCAAAAAAGAAGUUCAAGGAUCCCAAUGCACCAAAGAGACCUCCUUCAGCAUUUUUCUUGUUCUGUUCUGAGUAUCGUCCAAAAAUCAAAGGAGAACAUCCUGGUCUUUCUAUUGGAGAUGUUGCAAAGAAACUUGGAGAGAUGUGGAAUAAUACUUCUCAAGAUGAUAAGAUACCCUUUGAGAAAAAGGCUUCCAAACUGAAAGAGAAAUAUGAAAAGGAUAUUGCUGCAUACAGGGCCAAAGGGAAGCCUGAAGUAGCCAAAAAACUAGCUCCAAAGCCUGAGAAAAGCAAGAAAAGGGAGGAAGAAGAUGAGGAUGACGAGGAUGAUGAAGAGGAAGAAGAGGAUGAGGAGGAGGAAGAUGAGGAGGAAGAAGAGGAUGAUGAAUAAGUCUCCUUUUAGAUUAUUUUUGUCUGAAAAGAAUCUAAACCCCCCUGUACACAACUCACUCCUUUUAAAGAGAAAAAAGAAACAUAAGGUUGUGCAAGAUUUGUUUUUAAACUGUACAGUGUUUCCCCCCUUUUUCUUUCUUUCUUUUUGUAUAGUUAACACACUACCAAAUGUGUCUUUUGGUAGACCUGUCCUCUAGUGGUAUCUCAGUCACCACUAUCUUUGCCUAGUACAGUUAUGGGGGUUAUAAAUUGGCAUGGAAGUUUAUGGAGAUUUCCUGUUGGUGCACAGCACAGAUUAGUUAUACAUGCGGAUGUAGUUCAUUAUUCAUCUUCAGUUGUCUGCAUCAUAAAAGUAGUAGUUGUUUUGUUUAACUGAAUACCACUCUGUAAUUGCAAAGAAAAAAAGAAGAAAAGUUGUAGCUGUUGGCAUUCUGAUUGCUUCUAAGUAAAUACAUUUUUUAAAAAAUUAGUAUUGUUGUCCUUUUAAUAGGUGCCCUUGUAAAGACAAUAUUUUCUUUUUUCCUGGAAAGUUCAUUUUUAUGCUCUUGGAAUCACAUCACAAUUACACUUCAUAUAAUGACCUGAUGUGAGAGCGUUGAUCUACUUGCCCUACAUAAUCAUGAUAGGGUAGGAAAUAAAAUAUAUACAGGAAUAUGCAGUGCAGGGCUUUUUCUUAUAACAGGUCAUAAUUAAAAACAAAAAAUCAGCACCUGUUUAGUUAAUCUAUUCUUGCUCAGUUUUUCUUGCAUACAAUAUUCUAUGGGGCUGUGUAAAUUUACCAGUUUGGGAAAUACAAACUUCACUGACAUAGGGGAAAUAACAUCAGACAAGUGUCCUUGGAGGACCAUUGAAAGAGUAUAUUCUCAUUCUGAUUUGUGAGGAAAUUAAAUGUAUGAUUUCAUUGGCUGGUAAUGAGAGUUGUAUUUGCAAAUACCUGAAUGCAGAUGUGAGUGUACCUUACCUAAGUAGGUAAUGUUAAAUGCUAAAUUACUGUAAUCCUUUAAGGAUACUAUGACAAGCGAUAUUUGUGGAUUUUAUACCAAGAAAUCUUUUGGUACUAAAUAUCCCACAUGAAAAGAUUUUACUUUGCUAAUGUUUUCCAUGAGUGGUACUCUUGUUUAAUCUGUAUAAAUAUAUGUUUUCAUAAAUGCUAGUUUUAGCCCAUUUUCAACAUUUUACAUGGUCUCAAAAUGAGAUAAGAUGUAUCAUUCUAUUAGUCUUAUAAUGCAUUCUUGAUGUUUGCCCAUUUUGUAAGUUAAAAAUAAGGGGAAAGUACUUUUUUUGAUUUAGGUGUGAGAUGUAAUGUGCUGUUCUAAUGACCUCUGAUUUGAUAAAAUAUAGGUUGCUUUGAAAACCAAAGUUAAAGUUUUUAGUAAAGUAUUCAAUAAAAAGUGCUGGCAGUUAACUCUUUUACAUUUACCUGCAAACUAAUUUGGGGAUUGAUUGGCAAUUCUGUAGUUACAAAAUGAUGGUUCUCAAAUGCCAGUGUUUAAAGAUAGCAUUCUUGUAAUUUACACACAUUUUUGAUGGGGUAUUGUUUUGUUAUGCAUUUUGACUUUUAAGAUUCUUACUUCAAUUUUGCAUUUGUUUAUGUAUAACCUCAGGAGAAUACUGAACAUCUGAUUUCCUGGUUAAUACUAAUAAAAUAAUAAUUACAGAGGUUUUA
Anolis carolinensis (green anole) is the source of this 2310-nucleotide messenger RNA. It is a transcript of the gene hmgb1, whose product is annotated as high mobility group box 1. The coding region runs from base 1 to 642 and encodes 213 amino acids. Gene Ontology annotation, biological process: regulation of transcription by RNA polymerase II. NCBI's taxonomy places the organism in Eukaryota, Metazoa, Chordata, Lepidosauria, Squamata, Anolidae. Gene Ontology annotation, cellular component: nucleus. The record is from RefSeq and is a predicted model, not a curated record. Gene Ontology annotation, molecular function: DNA binding, bending. The transcript has 4 exons.